AGUUUAUACGUACAUGAAAUUAUUGUUUUCUUCAGGAUAUUCUGAAAGAAAGAUUUUGGGUUGAGACUAGGGUUCGCAGAGAUCUGUAUUUAUUGAUAUAAUUUAAUUUUCUUGUUUGAUUCUAUUAUUUCCCUGAUUCUUCUCUUUAUCUAAACAUUUUUGGUUAAAAGUGAAAAUUUGGAGAAAUUUUGAUUGAAUUAGUGUCGGACUUUGGUCUAAUUUGUACACAUGAUUUUUUAAUUUUUGUGAUAGUUGUUGGUGUUUCCAUUUUACAUUUUUUUUCCUGGUAAAUUUCGUGUUACAGGGUUAAUUUCAGCAAUUAUUCAACGAAAAGCUUCGAUUUUUUUCCCUCUCUUUAUGGCCUAGAUUAUUUUUCCCCUUUUAGAGAUUAUCUGUUUUUUCUUUUUGUUUCCUCUUCUUCUUGGGGUGAUGAGAUUUUUUAAUCAUGCCCUAGUUAAGUAAAAAAUAUUUUGAUUUAGAGAAGCUCACCAAAUAAAAAUUUAGAGAAUUUCAUCCCAAAGUGCUGCCAUCUAAAAUAGCUAAUUCUUCAAUCUGUGGAGUGAGCCAAUUCCCAAUGAAAGGAAACGUGUCAAUUUUAUGCAAUAUGUAUUGAUGUCGUUUACGAAAUUAUAAUACCGUUGAGCAAAUUUGUCUAAGGUUUACCAUCUAGUUUUUCUUGCUUUCUCUGAUUUUGCCUGUUCUAUAUAUUCUGCAAUCUGUUAUACACAUUAUGUAUAUUGUUUAGGGUUAUAGCUUUAUUUUGAUAUUCAUGGUCUGGCCUUCAAUAUUUGGAAGUGUCGAUAAUCGCCAGUUGCACAUGAACUAGUAUCUGUAUGUCUCAUUUGAGUCUCUUUUUUUACUUCUUUAAUUUAUUUUCACAUUUGUUCCAGGAAUCUGUUGCCAGUUAGAUUAACUUAGUUUUCUCGCAUUAUUUGUAUAAUUGUGAAAGAGCAUGAUAAAACUGAUCGUUCAAGAAUGGACUUUUUUAUGAUGGGGAAGUGUACUCUGAAAUUUUAGUUCAUUACGGUAACGGUGAUUGUGUGGAUUGGCUUAGAAUGAGUGGCCGCGUGUUGGUUUAUGUCCAUGCUUGAAGUGACAAGUAAAUCAUACCUAACCAAUAAUUGACUGAGAAGUGAUCAUCACUUCUGUUGGUAAUUCAAAGAUGCUGAAAAGAAAAUGGUAGCCGAGGACUCCUCGUAGUGGCUGAAAAAUUACGAGAGAUGGUAUCUGGACUUGAGUUGUUAACUUUUUAGAAAAUAGUGUUUAGAUCAAGUUGAAACAAAAAAAAAAAUCAUGUGGCUGACAUCAAAUUUAUUGGGAACUGGGCAUAGUUUGUUGCUGUAGUGUUGAGUUUGACUGUUGAUAGCUAUUGAUGAGUGGGAAAAUAUAUCAAUGGAAACAGUCACGUAAGCUUUUUUUUUUCCUUGAAAUGCUUUCCGUAAGAAGUAAUUAUUUGUGAAUUGGGUUAUUUAUUUGCAUAAUUAUAUCUGGUUUGUUUUAUGAACUAGUUAAUUAACCACUCAUGUUCAAUGUAGCUUGAGGAUUGGCACAAGGGGCAAUGGCAGAUUUAGAGAAAUUGCUCCUGGAGGCAGCUGGGAGGACAACUGCAACUGGGAGGAAUCGCCAUUCAUCUCCACCAUCGAGAAGAUGGCGAAAAGGCUCGCAAACUGAUGAUGGAAGCGACUUCAAAAAUGAUGACUCGGAUGACGAUCACGGUUAUUUGAACAGAAAACCUUCUGGCUCACAAGUGCCUCUGAAGAAGAGGUUGGAUCCCACAGAAAGAGACAACGAUCGUAGUAGUCGGGAAGAUGUUGAUGAAGAUGAUGAUUAUGAUCAAGAGCGUGACAGUGAUGACGAUUCUGUUGGGAGUGAUCUGUACAAGGAUGAAGAUGAUCGGGAAAAGCUUUCGAAGCUAACUGAACUUGAACGAGAAAUGAUACUAGAAGCGCGUGCAACCAAGAGAAGUGACAGAGAUUUGACUGAAAAAUUUAAAAAAAUGAAGGGUCAAGAUAGAAAAGGGAGCCAUCCCACACCACCUACUCGCAACCUGCGCUCCAAAGCUGAAAGGGCAGGUGCAUUGGAUGAACUAGUUAAACGAAGAAGAGAUGCUAGGGGAGGUUCUGGCGGCCGAUACUCACCUGUAAAGAGGAGAUCUUUCGCCACGACCACUUUAAAUAGUCCUAGCCGGAGUGUAAGUGGAUCUCAUAGUGAUGAAGAAGAUUCAACGGGCAAUGUUGGAAUGGCUGAUAGUGAUGACGAGAAGACAUCCGAGUCCAAGACACUAACGUUUGAGGAUAUUAAGGAAAUUACAAUUCGAAGGUCAAAACUGGCUAAAUGGUUUAUGGAGCCUUUCUUCGAUGAACUGAUUAUUGGUUGUUUCGUGAGGGUUGGAAUUGGGAAGUCAAGGACAGGGCCUAUCUAUAGGCUUUGUAUGGUUCGCAAUGUUGAUGCCUCAGAUCCUGAUAGGCAGUAUAAGCUUGAUAACAAAACCACGUACAAGUACCUAAAUGUUGUCUGGGGCAAUGAAAGCUCUGCUGCCAGGUGGCAGAUGGCAAUGAUUUCAGAUUCUCCGCCCCUCAAGGAGGAGUUUGAUCAAUGGGUUAGGGAGGUCGAACGCAGUGGUGGUCAUAUGCCUAGCAAACAGGAGGUGUUGGAAAAAAGAGAUGCCAUACAGAAAACAAACACAUUUGUCUAUUCAGCAGCCACCGUGAAACAAAUGUUACAGGAGAAGAAGUCUGCCACAGGGCGACCACUAAAUGUUGCUGCCGAAAAAGAUCGUCUCCGGCGGGACUUGGAAGUUGCCAAGAUGAGGGACGACGAGGUAGAGGUUGAGAGGAUCAAAGCAAGACUGCUAGAAUUGGAGGUGUCGCGGCAAACCCAGGGGAAAGAUUCAAAGGCGAUUCGACUGGCAGAAAUGAACAAAAGGAACAGAGCCGAGAAUUUCAAAAAUGCAUCAGAAAAGAAACCUGUGAAUACAAGUUUGAAAGCUGGUGAGGCCGGGUACGAUCCCUUUUCAAGAAGAUGGACUCGAUCAAGGAAUUAUUACCAGUCAAACUCCGAUAGAGGAGCAGCAGCACCAGCAGGCGAGACAAAUGGUGAUGCAAUUGCUGUACUAGAGGUUGCUAAUAGCAAUGGAGGAGUAGAAGUUUUGGCCGAGGCUGGAAUGGCUGCUACAGCAGCAGCCCUGGAAGCAGCAGCUGAUGCUGGGAAGUUGGUGGAUACUAGAGCUCCAGUCGACCAAGGGACUGAAUCGAACCUGCUACAUAAUUUUGAAUUGCCCAUCUCAUUGGCUGUGCUUCAGAAGUUUGGAGGUCCUCAAGGAGCCCAAGCUGGAUUUAUGGCCAGGAAACAAAGGAUGGAAGCUACUGUAGGCUGUAAAGUGCCCGAGAAUGACGGGAGGAGGCACACGCUGACCUUGACAGUGAGCGACUACAAGAGACGGAGGGGGCUACUGUGAAUUUUAAUGUUAGCAAGCGACAGUGUUUUCUCCUGUGAUUCAAAUAUAGACAUUUAGUACAUUUUUUUCAAUAAAAUGUGCUACCUAGUGUGGUCUGUUAAUCUAAAAAACAGAACGGAAGAUUACUUGUAACAGAGUAGACUGUUUGGCAUUCGAAGUAAUAUACAAUCAUUUUCUGUUCAAA
This is a messenger RNA of Olea europaea var. sylvestris, 3641 nucleotides long. Its product is annotated as protein RTF1 homolog. Gene Ontology annotation, cellular component: Cdc73/Paf1 complex. Gene Ontology annotation, molecular function: RNA polymerase II C-terminal domain phosphoserine binding; DNA binding. The transcript has a single exon. Lineage: Eukaryota; Viridiplantae; Streptophyta; Magnoliopsida; Lamiales; Oleaceae. Bases 1559 to 3457 code for a protein of 632 amino acids. The record is from RefSeq and is a predicted model, not a curated record.